AUGCACUCCAAACACAUUGGUUCUUUAAACCAUCUUGUUCUUCCUAUUUUCUCUACUCCAUACACUAUGAAUCUUGCAAACUGCAACUGUCUAAGCUCAAGAAACAACAGCAUUUGGUCAAGUUAUGAGAAAAUUGGCAAUGACCCUAUUGUAUGUGUCAAUGAAUUCAUGACCAAAAUGAAUAUAACAAGGUUGAAAAGAUUGUGGAGGAAGAUCAAGAGAGAAAAAAAUAGGAGAAUUUUUAGAUCAUCUUUACCUGUGUUUCUAUAUGAUCCUAGCUCUUACUUACAAAAUUUUGAUGAUGGCUAUUCCACUGAUCCGGAUAAUGUUUCAAGAUCAUUCUCAGCUAGAUUUGCAGCACCCUCCAAGAUUUUUGUAAAGAGUAUUAUUCAAGUGAUGGAUGAUGAAGAUAUAUCGGAGAUAACAGAUGAAAGCUAG
Lathyrus sativus (Indian pea) is the source of this 438-nucleotide messenger RNA. The record is from the annotation of a GenBank genome assembly. Lineage: Eukaryota; Viridiplantae; Streptophyta; Magnoliopsida; Fabales; Fabaceae.